GCACGAGACCACACUGUACCAUGACAACGUUGAUACAACCAAAAUGGCCGACUAUAUUUACAUAUAAAAGAUACAGAUCCUAAAAGAUGUCAGCGGUAGCCAUGCCGACUAUUGAGGAGCGGGAGAACUUAAUGAGGCCCCAGAGAGUCCCCCUCUCUGGCUUCAGUCCUCGUCCUGUCCAAAGACUGGCCACAAGAAAACAACCCAAAUCUGUGUUAAAUAUAGAGUGUAAUCACUUCUUACGGACAGAAACAAAAGACUUCACCCAUGGACACGCCCCUCUCACGUAUAAACUUUGGCUGGAAGCCGGGAAGCACGACCCUCCCUACCCAAAUACCCCUGACCCGAACUUUAACAGUAACGUGUGGAGAAAUUUUAGAAAACAGUAUGGAUUUAACACUACCGCUGAGGGGAGAAAAAUUUCUGAAGUGUUAGCUACAAUGUAUCCAUUAAACAUUCCCCCACCCUCCCAGGUCGGGGAUCACACGUUUGAGAAAUACAUCAGAGAGACAAAAUUGUUUAAUAAUGAGAAGAUAGCUUUUCUUGCAAUGAACAGAACAAAGGCGGAUGUUCAGGAAUUCAAAAGGUUACGGUGUCGUAGCGAGGCAAGAAAUCCGCCUCUCGACGAAAGUGGAAACAUUUUACCACCUGAGAACUUUAAGAAAUACGAGCAUCGGUUUUUACCCCCACCCCCUCUACCGCCGACCCCUCCUCCGACAAACCAGAAGAUUGACUCCCUGGGCCAGCGGUAUAUACCUCGCUCUGAGCCUCAUCUGUGGAAGUUGUCCUACAAAUUAUCCCACCCUCAGUACGAGAGUGUUCGAAAGGAAGUUAAACGACGACAAGAAAUGAUGAAGAACAAGCCCCCAGGAGUAUCUCCUAAAACUUUCCCAUCACCUCUGGUGCCAUGAAACUCGAUACUUAUUUCAUCUUAUACUGUAUUGAGGAUCAGUGCAGACUCUAGUGUGCCAUUCCUUCUUUCGUAUCACUUCUUUAUUUUCGAAUUCGCGGUCUUUAUCUGGACCUUAUUUUAUUUUGUCCAGUAAACCACUUCAAAGCUAACCAAUUUAAAAAAAUGUAAGAAUGAAUGUAUAUAUUUACGAACGGAAUGGUGCACUAAUGAAGGACGCCCACCUGCGUCGCUUUUUGGGCAAGAGUGCUAAAUCAUUUUCAGUACCUGUGAUUAUGACGUCAUAAUACAUGGUUAUAGACUGUGAUAUGUUUCUCACUUGGUGACUGAGUGAUAGUUGAGUGUGUACAUGGUUCUUGUCAAUAUACAUGUACCAUACCAUAUAUUAUACGACUCAUAUUCUUUUUCUUUGUUUACAUGUAGGUGUGAGUUUGAAACCAUGUUUUGGAAACGUCGGCCAGAAUUUUUUAUUUUACAUAAGCAGUAUUUUCACGAACGCCAACCAUUUGUAAACAAUCACAAAACUAUAC
Saccostrea echinata is the source of this 1440-nucleotide messenger RNA. Its product is annotated as testis-expressed protein 52-like. Lineage: Eukaryota; Metazoa; Mollusca; Bivalvia; Ostreida; Ostreidae. The transcript has 3 exons. The coding region runs from base 87 to 911 and encodes 274 amino acids. The record is from RefSeq and is a predicted model, not a curated record.